AUCCCUAAUACGCUAUUAGCACAGUCCGUACCUGUAUUAAAAACUGUCAACUAAAUAAAAUUUUUAAAAAUGUCAAUUCAAACGUAAAGUAUUUCUAAAUCAGUCGUGACCAAAGGUUAAAACCAAAAAAAUAUAUCAUGGAAAAAUCAGAACAAUUAGAAAAGUAUGAAAUCAAUGAACUUGAAGCAUGGAAGCUGAUGAUGGACAGUAUGGUAAAAUUUAUAGAAGCAUCUACCAAAGUUAUGAAUACCUUCACUGAGAAAGCAAAUUCUCAUUUGAAACUACCUAUAAUUUCGAGCUGUGAAAUACAGUCGAUGCUUGGACCUGCACUUUCGGCUUUAGAUUAUCGUAGAAAUGAAUUUACCAAAUCUUCCAGGCCCGUAUCUGCUCCUGAGAGAGAGAAUCUUAAAAAAGUUGGUGACAGUGAUUACGAACAAGAAGGUAGAAGUGCUAAUAACAGUAAAUCUUCCCGCCCCUUAAAAGAAAGAGUUGGUAAUGAAAUUGAACCUGCGAAUACUAAAAAUGAAGAAAUCCCAGAGGGCAAUGAUGGAGAUAAUACUAAUAAAUGUAGUAUUAUAUUUGAUAACAUUUCCCCCACUGUCGAAGAUGAAACAAAAUUGAUAUCUGAAGACGAAACUCUUUCUGCACCUGAACAUUUGGAAACGACCAAAGAAGAUAUUCAAUUAAAAAACUUAUGCUGCCCAGUAGGCGAAUUACAGAAGCAAACACAAUAUGAUAAAAAAGAAGAUCAAAAAAUGUCUACAGAAAGUAUGAUACAUCUAAUGGCUGUGAAAUUAGAAGAGGCUCAAAACGAAAUCGACUAUUUGAAGAAUGAACUCAUGAAAAUUCAAUCCUCCAAAAACAUCAAUAUGUCGGCCGCCUUGUACAGAGAUUACGAUAAGGCACCUAAAUCUCAGAAUUCAACAAGAGUUGAAAAUACUUAUGACAACACCCAAAAUAUGUCUUCAAGAAAUCCGACUGUUCCAGCAAGGUCGUUGAUAAGUCCCACAGAGUCUUGUAGACAAAGUUCUGCAAAAUUCCAUCAAUCCACAGUUACGCAGCGAAGAAGCGUUCCUCUUAGAAUGAGACCUAAAAUAACCACUAACGAAAUGGUAUAUUUAAGAAGCAAUAAUAUGCAACAGAGGCGUAGGGUGCAGUCAUCAACAGGAUAUGAACAGCUACCAAUUGAAAUGUAUGACCCAAGAUAUCAGCCAUAUCAAAGACAGAUGUACCCUAUCUAUACCAGGCCAUCGAGUCCUGAAACUGAACAUUUUUUUAAUACACAAAAUUCUACCAUAGAUCCUGGAUACAAUUACCAAACAGGACAAUCAGUAUACGAUACUUGUGAAGGAACUGCUCCUUUUAGGCAUAGGAAGUCAGAAAACUAUUUGUCCAUGUCAGAUGAAGCGUCUGGUGAAGAGUACUUGUGUGACAAUGAACUUUUUUAA
This is a messenger RNA of Psylliodes chrysocephalus, 1448 nucleotides long. The record is from the annotation of a GenBank genome assembly. NCBI's taxonomy places the organism in Eukaryota, Metazoa, Arthropoda, Insecta, Coleoptera, Chrysomelidae.